CGCCAGAUCUAACAGGAGGAAGUCAUCGGCGUUUGUAUUAAAGUUAUGGAUCUGUGUGUUUUUGGACACGGGCAGCGUUACCUCUUUCUGUGAAGAAGGUGUUGCCCAGUGAGGAUGCCAUACCUGGGCUCAGAAGACACCGUGAAGGAGCUGAAGAGAGCUCUCUCCAACCCCAACAUCCAGACAGACCGCCUCCGCUACAGGAAUGUCAUCUUCAGAGUCAUCCGGCACAUGACGCAGGGCCUGGACGUGUCUUCUCUGUUCACGGACAUGGUGAAGGCCAGCGCCACGGUGGACGUCGUCCAGAAGAAGCUGGUCUACCUGUACAUGUGCACCUACGCUGCCCUGAAACCCGACCUGGCGCUGCUGGCCAUUAACACCCUGCGCAAGGACUGUGCCGACCCCAACCCCAUGGUGCGAGGCCUGGCGCUGCGCAACAUGUGCAACCUGAGAAUGCCUGGCAUCUGCGAGUAUGUCCAGCAGCCCCUUCUCCUCGGACUGAGGGACAAAGCUUCCUACGUGAGGCGGGUGGCAGUGCUGGGCUAUGCCAAGAUGCGGAAGAUGACACCGGACACUGAGAUCGAUGGCGCUGUGGUGAAUGAGCUGUACGGGCUGCUCCGGGACCCUGACCCAGUGGUCAUGGUGAACUGCCUGAGGGCCCUAGAGGAGAUAUUGAAAGAGGAGGGAGGUGUCGUCAUCAACAAACCCAUCGCUCACCACCUUCUGAACAGGAUGAAGGACCUGGACACGUGGGGUCAGAGCGAUGUGCUGACCUUCCUGUUGCGGUACGAGCCCCGCAGCGAGGAGGAGCUCUUUGACAUCCUCAACCUGCUGGACGACCUCCUGCGCAGCAGCCACAGCGGCGUGAUGGCCGCCGCCGCCCGCCUCUUCCUGCACCUGGCCGCCAGGCACCCGGGCGUGCAGGCCGACACCCUGGAGCGCGCCCGCGGCCCGCUGCUGGCCGCCUGCGCCUCCCAGUGCCGCGAGCUGCGCUUCGCCGCCCUGUGCCACGUGCGGCAGGUCCUGCGCAGCCUGCCCGGCCACUUCAGCGCCCACUUCAAGAAGUUCUUCUGCAGCUACUCGGAGCCAAGCUACAUCAAGUUCCGCAAGAUGGAGAUCCUGACCGAGCUCGCCAACGACGAGAACGUGGACAUGAUCCUGGAGGAGCUGCGGGCGUACUGCACGGACGUGUCCCCUGAGCUGGCGCAGGCUGCCAUCUUUGCCUUGGGGCGCAUUGGUCGAACUUACAGCGAGAAAUGCCUCAACGUUUUAACCGGCCUGCAGGGACUCCGACAGGAGCACAUUACUUCUGCUGUUGUCCAGACGUUCCGCGACCUGGUGUGGCUGUGUCCCCAGUGCGUGCCGGCGGUGUGCCAGGCCAUCGCGGGCUGUGAGGAGCACAUCCAGGACAGCGAGGGUAAGCAGGCUCUGAUUUGGCUGCUGGGAAUCCAGGGUGAGCAGAUUCCUGGCGCCCCCUAUGUGCUGGAGGAAUACAUUGACAGCCUGAAAACAGAGGUGUCUCCAGCCGUCAAGCUGGAGCUGCUCACUGCAACCAUGCGGCUCUUUCUGUCCCGUCCUGCUGAGACCCAGGACAUGCUGGGCCGCCUGCUCUACCACUGCAUAGAGGAGGAGAGCAACAUGGCUGUGCGCGACCGAGCUUUGCUCUGCUACCGCCUGCUGCGCUGCGGGGUGGAAGAGACCAGGCGGGUUCUGGAGGGCCCUAAGUCCGACCCCUGCCUGGGCGUGAUCACCGGUCGGCCUGAGGAGCCCAUCAACAGCUGGGCUUCCGACUUUAACUCCCUAGUGCCGGUUUAUGGGCAAGAGCGCUGGGCAGCCCAGGCCACCACCAGGGGGAGCCCUGAGCCUCCUUCCCGUGGUACUGCAGAACCAGCUGAAUCAGGUAGGUUGAAUAAUGGGGAUGGUUUCCGCCUGAACACAGUGCCAGCCCUGUCCCCCGAGCUUUUUGAGAAGCGUUGGUUAGAGCUGGAGUCGGCGCAUAUCCAGACCCUUGCCUGCCGACAGCCAGGUUCAUCCCCGGAAACCCUGCAGGCCGCCUUGCAGCUGGUCAAAAUUCAGACCCUGGCUUUCAGCAGGCCCGGCGCUCGCCCGUGGAAGGCCUACCUGUACACCUACAGCUCCGACACUCUGGUUCUGGCUGAACUGACGUGGGACGCGGACCCAGGGGCGGCUGACCUUAGUGUGACCUUAAAGCAAGAUCCGAAAGAUGAGGAGGCUUUGAAUGGUGUUGUGUUGGUGCUGCAGACAGUGUUGAACACUUUAACCAAGACUCGUGCGUCUGUCCCCUGAGACUCCCACAGGUACCAGUCCAGUAGCCUGGAAGGUUUACACUGGACACGAAGCUGCGGAGAGAGCUCUGUCAACCCAGUGACACUUAGAAGCUGAGAUCGGCCACUGGGUCGCGCUUUUUAUUUUAUCAGCUUAGAACCAGGGUCUGGCUACAUCUGCUGAGCACAGGAGCUCAUGUCACGCGUGCUUUACUCUGUGAGCAUAGACGCAGUGUUUUCUGAUCUGAACACCUCAGUGCUAAACCAUCUGAAUCCCCCAAAAAACACUUUUUGGAGUUGUUUUACCACCCAGUUCGCUUACACAGCACUUGAUGUAUAAAUGAAUCCAGCUUCUCUAGCCUUUGCCGGCCAUAGAAAUUUUAAAGAAGAAUGCCUGACCGUGUGAAGGACAGUUGUGGGAAGAGGUUAUUUCAUGAUUCAAAGGGCCCUGGGACAGUGGGGGGAUUGGAAAUUAUUUGGUUUGUAAUCAUAGUCAAGGAGUCAGCCCUAAAGUGAUUUCCACUGCCCUGCAACACCAGGGUCUUGAAACAGCACCUGAAGGAGUAGAGCUUUUAUCAUAUUAAGAAAAUUAGAAAGCACUGGGGCUCCUGGGUACCAGUUUCAACUGGCCUAUUGACCACAGCUUACUGUUCCAGAAGAAGUCAGCCACCUCAAUGAAAUUUAAGUCAAGAGUGCCUUUUUUUAAAACUGUAACAGAGUGACGUUCUGCUGUUAUGCAUUCGACAGCAUGGAAUAAGAGAAAUGUUUUUUUUUUAUAUAUAUGCAGAACUAAUAUAUGUGAAAAUAAAAGUGAAUGAGUAUUUCA
Molecule: messenger RNA, 3111 nt
Organism: Lepisosteus oculatus (spotted gar)
Lineage: Eukaryota; Metazoa; Chordata; Actinopteri; Semionotiformes; Lepisosteidae
Source: RefSeq, a predicted model, not a curated record